Messenger RNA from Eufriesea mexicana, 344 nucleotides. RefSeq names its product growth arrest-specific protein 1-like. The record is from RefSeq and is a predicted model, not a curated record. Lineage: Eukaryota; Metazoa; Arthropoda; Insecta; Hymenoptera; Apidae. Gene Ontology annotation, biological process: regulation of cell cycle. The annotation marks the transcript as partial. The transcript is spliced from 3 exons.
AGUUUACAUCUGUGAUCCUAAAUUUCAUCUCUCUCGACUAUUAAAACAAUGUGAUUGUAAGAAAGAUGUCUCGUUGGUUCGAUCAAUCGACCAUACUCCUGAUGGGUAUGAUGUUGUUUAGUAUAUUAAUAUGGAAUACAGCGAAAAGUUCGAUAAUGAGGUGUGAAGAAGCAAAACUAAAAUGCGCUUAUAGAACAGGCUGUGGCACUGCUUUGCAGCACUAUCUUACGGGCUGUGCGCCUGUUCUCCAAGGCAAUGAUUGUUCCGAGACCUGCCAACAUGCCCUUAUUGCUCUUACAAGCACUGAUGAGGGCAAAGAACUUAUGACAUGUGAGUGUGAAGAC